AAUCUCACACAGUCGACUGAAAGCGGAGCUCUCAAACAAUGGAUGAAAAGCGAAGAGACUCCGCCGCUAAUUCGUCUCCGACGGUUUCGGCGAUGGAGGCUUCACCGUCGGAGCAGCCGACUUCUCGGCGGAGAGGCGGUCAGAAGAGGAAAUCGGCCUCCAUCAACAACAGCGGCGGAAGCUCGGCUUCUCAGACGGCUUCUUCGAAGAGACAGGCGAGGGAGAAGCCUCCGGCGGUUCCUUUCUCUCCGAUCCACAUGAAUGGGCCCUGCACUAGGGCGCGCGUGCAGCCGUACAACAGCAGCAGCUUGUCUGAGGCGGCUUUGCUGAAGAGCGAGGUGGAGGCUCGGGAGGCGGCGGCGGCAAGGGCUGAGGAGAUGAGUAGACUGACCGAGAAUUGGGAGGCAAUGGAGGCGAAGAUUGAGGCUGAGUAUGAAGCGAUUAGAUCGAGAGAUGCGAGUUCUCACGUGGUGCCUAUUCAUGCCGGUUGGUUUUCAUGGACAAAAAUCCAUCCACUGGAAGAAAGAAUGCUGCCUUCAUUCUUCAAUGGGAAAUCAGAAAGUAGGACUCAGGAAAUAUAUAUGGAGAUACGGAAUUGGAUAAUGAAAAAGUUCCACCUGGAUCCUGAUACAAAAGUUGAGCUGAAGCAUCUGUCCGAACUUACUGUUGGAGAACCUGAUGCUAGGCAAGAGGUGAUGGAGUUUCUGGAUUACUGGGGAUUGAUUAAUUACCAUCCUUUCCCAGACCAGGAGCCUGCUGCUAUUAAUGUUGAUGUGGAUGCUAACAAGGAUGAAUCUGGGAAAAUUGAAUCAUUGGUUGAAAAACUCUUUAAAUUUGAAGCGGUGCAAUCAUGGAAUCCAAUUGUUGCCGGGAUGAACAUGAACAGUCCAUCCUUUUCAUCUGGUUUGCUUCCAGAAACUGUCGUCACUGAUGAACUAGUGAAGUCUGAAGGCCCUUCUGUUGAGUACCAUUGUAACUCUUGUUCAGCGGAUUGUUCACGGAAGCGAUAUCACUGCCAGAAGCAGGCGGAUUUUGAUCUCUGCGCUGAGUGUUACAACAAUGGGAAGUUUGGGUCAGAUAUGUCCCCACUAGAUUUCAUUCUUAUGGAACCACCAGACGCUAGUGGUGCUAGUGGAGGGAAAUGGACAGAUCAAGAAACUCUUCUUCUGCUUGAAGCUAUAGAGUUAUUUAGAGAUAAUUGGAGCGAGAUUGCUGAGCAUGUUGCAACAAAGACAAAAGCUCAGUGUAUCUUGCACUUUGUUCAAAUGCCAAUUGAAGAUACUUUUUUCAAUCAUGGUGAUGAAAACAGUGACGUUCCCAAGGAAAAUGGGGCAUCGGAUUCCAUCAGUAACAAAGACUCUACUCCUGAAGCUGAUAAAGAUAGUGAUGCUGCUCCUAAAGAUGCUGCAGUGAAAACGGACAACCAAGGUGGGAGUACCGACAAUCAGGACUCAUCCUGUCCAAUGGAUAUCUCAGAGGUUAAUGAGGUCAAGGAAUCAGAUGCGAGUCCUGAAGCUGGAGAGAGCUUUGCAUUGAAGGCUCUCAAGGAAGCAUUUGAAGCCGUGUGCUCUUUUCCAUCACCUGGAGAUAAAUUAUGCUUAGCUGAAGCUGGUAACCCUGUGAUGACAUUGGCUGCAUUUCUAGUAAGACUGGUGGACCCUAAUAUUGCCAACGCAUCAGUUUGUAGCCUAUUGAAAUCUCUCUCUAGUGGUUAUUCCAGUGAGCAGCUUGCGGCCAGGCACUGCAUCCCUCUGGAAGAUCCUCCAGAUGACAAGAAGAGUAUGGAUGAUGCCGAAGAAAUUUCUACUAAAACAACAGAGCAUGAACCUGAGAAGGACAAGGAUGAAAAUGCUGAAAAACUAGAGGAAAAUCCUAAUCCAGUUGUUUUACCUGAUGAUGGAAAUGAUGGAGGAAAGGAUUUUUCUUCUAAGGACCAAAAUGAUGCAGCUUCACCCAAACCUGACAGUACAGACAGAUCAGAUACUGUUAAGGAACCUGAUGUAGUGGCUAUGGAGGAGGAUGUUAAACCAAACUCACAGAGUGCCCCUGGUAGCUCUGAUUUGCCAAACGAAACAGCACCAAAAGAUGCUGAAGAACCAGCAGUCUCAACAUCUCAAACUGAGCUUCAAUCAAGUUCUGCCACUGAACCAGAAGGCGUAGCCGUAGCUGUGGAUGGCUCUCACUCUAAAGAGCCUAUUAAAGAAGAAGAUAUGGCACCUGUUUCUGGAAAUAAAGAGGCUGAUGCAUUGGUUAACUCAAAUUCAACUGAAAAAGACAACAUUGCUGUAGGUGAUAGAGAAGCUGAAGGAAGUGGUAAUGAAAAGAAAGAUUCUGAAGCGACAAAAAAUUAUCUUGAUUCUGAUGAGAAGCUAAAACGAGCCGCAGUGACUGCCCUAUCAGCUGGAGCAGUGAAAGCAAAGCUUCUUGCCGAUCAAGAAGAAGAUCAGAUACUUCAGCUUUCCACAUUUCUAAUAGAAAAGCAGUUGUACAAGCUGGAGACCAAGUUGGCUUUCUUUGCCGAUAUGGAAAAUGUCGGAAUGCGGGUUAGGGAACUGUUGGAUCGGUCGAAACAGAGGCUCUUACAAGAGAGAGCACAGAUAAUUGCAACACGCUUUGGGAUGCCACCGGGAUCAGCUCGUCUAGCUUCACAAAAUCUACCUCCGAACAGGGCAUCAGCUGCUUUCCCAAACGCAGCGUCUAGAACCUUAAUGGGCAUGAACUCCCUUCGGCCACCAAUUUCAAGACCAGUGAUGCCACCGAAUCCUACUUCAAGCACUAUGUUGACUGGAAACGCCACAGGAAGUUCAGUUGGAAUGGAGUAGCCCCUAAGUUUACUGCCAAUCAUCUUAUGCUCCAAAUGUCUGUACACUUUCACUUCUACGAAGCUGAUUUGUAAAUGAUGUUGUGGUGGUGAAAGAGGCCUUAUGCUUAAACAAUGCACUUACUCCGACCGGACUUCUAGAAGGUUUUAUCGAACAGGAAUCAAAAUCAGCUGAAAAGGAUCUAAGAUGGAGGGCAGCUUAAGAGAAUCCCAGCAAUGAGAGGGAUCCUGGCAUGGGGAAGGAAAAGCUUUAGGAAUGCUUUAGUGUGAGUGAUAUCAAUCUGGUUUUGUAGAUUAUAACUGGUGCUGGAUAUUGUAAAAUUGCCAUAAUUUACAUCACCGCCAAUCAAAACAACCAUCUGUAGUAGUUGUGACUGUAUAAUUUAUAUUUUUCCAACA
Salvia hispanica is the source of this 3220-nucleotide messenger RNA. It is a transcript of the gene CHB3, whose product is annotated as DNA-binding family protein. Gene Ontology annotation, molecular function: zinc ion binding; protein binding. NCBI's taxonomy places the organism in Eukaryota, Viridiplantae, Streptophyta, Magnoliopsida, Lamiales, Lamiaceae. The record is from RefSeq and is a predicted model, not a curated record.